AUGGCUUUCUUUGAUCCUGCACCUAAGCCUAAGAGCCUUCUAGGCUACCACAGAGUAUUGGCACCCACUGCAGGCAUCAAAUGCUCACCCUUGUGCCUUGGUGCCAUGAACUUUGGCAAUGGAUGGAAAGAUUUUAUGGGAGAAUGUGACAAGGACACCAGUUUCGCUGUCCUUGAUGCUUUCUUUGACCUCGGCGGUAACUUUAUCGACACUGCCAAUGCAUAUCAAUGCGAGGAGUCUGAGGAGUGGCUUGGUGAGUGGAUGGAGAAGAAGGGAAACCGCGAUCAGAUGGUGAUUGCGACCAAAUAUACCACGGGAUACCGCUAUCAUGCUCGCGAUGCCGAACCCUUGCAGUCCAACUUUGUCGGCAACUCUUUCAAGUCGAUGCACAUUUCCGUCAACCGAUCUUUGAAGAAGCUUCGCACUGACUACAUCGACCUGCUAUAUGUGCAUUGGUGGGACUUCACCACUAGCGUUGAGGAAGUCAUGCACGGUCUCAAUGCUCUGAUCACUGCUGGCAAGGUUCUUUAUCUGGGAGUCUCGGACACACCCGCUUGGGUUGUAGUCAAGGCCAACGACUACGCCCGUGCUCAUGGUCUGCGUCCUUUCUCAGUCUACCAAGGCAAAUGGAAUGCCGCCUACAGAGAUAUGGAAAGGGAGAUCAUACCCAUGUGCCAGGACCAAGGCAUGGCAAUCGCGCCAUGGGGACCACUUGGUCAGGGCAAGUUCAAGACCAAGGAAGCUCGCAGCAAAGAGCACGAAGGUUCUGCUCGUGCUUCUAAGUCCAGCGAGCAGGAGAUCGCUAUUUCAGAUGCACUUGAGAAGGUCGCUGAGAAGUACAAGGCAACCAUGCAUGGAAUUGCUCUUGCCUAUGUCAUGCACAAGACUCCAAAUGUCUUCCCUAUCAUCGGACAGCGCAAGGUCGAACACCUGAAGGCCAAUGUCGAGGCCUUGAGUAUCAAACUCACGCAAGAAGAUCUGAAUGAAAUUGAGGCUGCGGCUCCCUUCGAUCCAGGAUUCCCCAUGACUUUCAUCUUUGCCGACAAAUUUGAUGUUAAGAACAACACUGCGGCAGAUGUCAAACUUACUGGAAUCUCGGCGAGGAUUGAUGCUCCUCCUAAGCAGCAGCCCGUUCCGGCUCGCUCUGAGGUCUAA
This is a messenger RNA of Aureobasidium musti, 1155 nucleotides long. The record is from the annotation of a GenBank genome assembly. NCBI's taxonomy places the organism in Eukaryota, Fungi, Ascomycota, Dothideomycetes, Dothideales, Saccotheciaceae.